AUGGGAGAGAUUUGGAACUUCGAAACAAGGCCGGAAAAGCCACUUCCAUACUCGGAUGAAUUCUCGUCUGUGGACGAGUAUGUUGAAGGCCUGCUGAAUUUCGCUGCCAACUCGGACCUGUUCCGCUUUCUUUGCGGCGGCGUUCACAUCCUCGACUUUUUCACCACGGACCCCGGCCUGUUUGUCGAUGCUGUCCCAAAGGAAUGGCAGGAUUAUUUGCUCCAGACGGAGCCGAUGGCGUUCCUGGACUUCUUGAUGAGAGACGACCUUGACAAGAUUUCGCAAAAGUCUGGCCCCGUCUCCCCUCCUGAGUCUCUGGUCCAAUAUGUCAAAGAUAUCCGACGGUUUUCUCUACGGCGAAAUUUUCGCCCUCGUCAGGCGAAGCUCCCUGUCCUCCCCAGGCAUGUGGCACUGGGCAUGAAAACGAAGAAGAUCCAUGAGGUUACACAUUUCGCAGGCUAUAUCGACCGACUGGCUGAGGAUAUCGCCCGAGCCAAGGGUGAGGAUUUCACUCACUUUGUAGAUUUUGGCAGUGGCCAAAACUAUCUGGGCCGGACACUGGCCAGCCCGCCAUACAAUAAGCAUAUUGUUGCUGUUGAGAGCAAAGAAGCCAACAUGGCAGGUGCCAAAGACCUCGACAUCCUGUCUGGCUUUGCUGAAAGAGAGAAACGGGUACGGAACAAGAAGCUCUAUCAUCGACUGUUGGAGAUGGUUGACCCGUCACUUCACAAAGACGAAGAAGCUCUGAAGCGCGCCGCCAAGGAGCUUGGAAUGAGCGAUGAGGACAUCGCAACCCUUGAUCUCAGGUCCAGAAAGGAGUUGCAAGUCACCUAUACAGUCGAGGAGGGCAAAGGCACUAUUGAAUACGUCGUCGGCCACCUCGAACAUGCUGACUUGGCCGGAGUGCUUGCACAACUACGCGGACAGGAAGACGGGGUUUGCCAAGAUAAGCUGCGUAUGAUGGCGAUUUCGAUACAUUCAUGCGGAAACCUUUCACACUAUGGAAUCCGUUCUAUGAUCAUGAACCCGUGUAUCAAAGCGGUCGCUAUCGUGGGCUGCUGCUACAACUUGCUCACCGAAAAGCUAGGCCCUCCCACGUACAAACCUCCUUUUAGUCGUCCAAGCUUGCAGCCCAUCAACCCUCGCGUUGCCAGGGAAUCAGAAAGGCGAGAUCCCCAGGGCUUCCCGAUGAGCGAGAAGGUCUCCACGUACGGCGGCGAUGGUAUUCGGUUCAAUAUCACGGCUCGAAUGAUGGCAUGUCAAGCACCUCAGAACUGGACUGACCAGGAGAGCGACGCGUUCUUCACCCGUCAUUUCUACCGCGCUGUCCUGCAAAAGAUCUUCUUGGACAAGGGGGUCAUUUCACGCGUCUACCACGGCGAGACAGCCAGCGCGGCAACACCGUUUAAUUCGAGCACAAAUCCUGUCAUUAUUGGGUCUCUUCGCAAGCAGUGCUACACAUCGUUUAACGCCUAUGUGCGGGGAGCGAUCACCAAAUUGACCACGCACCCCGACUUCAGCCAAUACCACCAAGUCAUCCAGGAGAAGAUGGGUGACAUCACUGAUGAGGAGAUUGCGUCGUACGAAGAAACUUUCCGAUACCGGAAGCGGGAGCUCAGUGCCGUCUGGAGCUUGAUGGCUUUCAGCGCUUGCGUCGUUGAAUCCGUGAUCGUGACUGAUCGGUGGCUGUUCCUCCGCGAGCACUCCGAUAUCGUUUGCGACUGCUGGGUAGAGACGGUUUUUGACUACAAGCAAAGCCCCAGGAAUUUGGUUGUUGUCGGCAUCAAAAGAUAA
Molecule: messenger RNA, 1794 nt
Organism: Thermochaetoides thermophila DSM 1495
Lineage: Eukaryota; Fungi; Ascomycota; Sordariomycetes; Sordariales; Chaetomiaceae
Exons: 1
Coding region: 1-1794 (597 amino acids)
Source: RefSeq, a predicted model, not a curated record